Molecule: messenger RNA, 2617 nt
Organism: Dicentrarchus labrax (European seabass)
Lineage: Eukaryota; Metazoa; Chordata; Actinopteri; Moronidae
Gene: rangap1a
Product: RAN GTPase activating protein 1a
Exons: 16
Coding region: 135-1784 (549 amino acids)
Biological process (GO): signal transduction; activation of GTPase activity; nucleocytoplasmic transport
Cellular component (GO): nucleus; cytosol; perinuclear region of cytoplasm
Molecular function (GO): small GTPase binding; GTPase activator activity
Source: RefSeq, a predicted model, not a curated record
UACAAGUCCCUUGUGUCGCAGCUCUGUGGUCGUCAAGUCAGACAGUGUGCAGGAUUCAGUUUUGAACGUCCGGAGCGAGCGGGAGUGUGUCCCUGGACUGGAUUCAAUCAGCGCCGCGGUGUUGUGGUGUCCCGAUGGCGACCGACAUUGUUGCGCAGUUGGCCGACUCCCUGGCCAAGACUGGAGUAGAGGAAGGAGAGCUGAGCUACAAGGGCCAGGGAAGAAAGCUGGAUGAUGCCCAGUCAGUGAAGGAAAUGGUGAAGGAGAUCGAGGACUUCAAGGGUUUAAAGGCCCUGAGGUUGGAGGGAAACACUAUAGGUGUGGAGGCAGCACAGGCCAUCGCCAAGGCCCUAGAGACAAAGAACGAGUUCAAGUGCUGUUAUUGGAGUGACAUGUUCACAGGUCGCCUGCGCUCUGAGAUCCCACCUGCCCUGAAUUCAUUGGGUGACGCUCUGAUGCUGGCGGGUGCCAGGCUGACUGUUUUAGACCUCAGUGACAACGCCUUUGGACCAGAUGGGGUGAAGGGCAUCGAGAAUUUGCUCAAGAGCACCGCCUGCUACACAUUGCAAGAGCUACGGCUCAACAACUGUGGCAUGGGCAUUGGAGGGGGGAAGAUCUUGGCUGCUUCAUUGACCCAGUGCCAUAGAAAAUCCAGUGAAAAGGGCACCCCCCUCAGCCUGAAGGUGUUUGUUGCCGGGAGGAACCGACUGGAGAACGAUGGAGCCACUGCCCUCGCUCAUGCCUUCCAGUUGAUAGGCAGCCUGGAGGAGGUUCACAUGCCCCAGAAUGGCAUCAAUCACCCAGGAGUAACAGCACUGGCCACAGCCAUGCAGCACAACUCAGGCCUCCGCAUCCUCAACCUCAAUGACAACACCUUCACUGAGAAGGGAGCUAUCGCCAUGGCUCAGGCCCUGAAACACCUACGCAGCAUCCAGGUGAUAAACUUUGGAGACUGUCUGGUGCGGCCAGCAGGAGCCAUAGCUAUUGCAGAAAGUGUAUUGGAGGGUUUACCAAUACUCAGGGAACUCAAUCUGUCAUUUGGGGAGAUUACAGAGGAAGCUGCUCUGGCUGUGGCACAUGCAGUAAAGGGCAAAGACCAGCUGGAGAAACUGGACCUAAAUGGUAACUAUCUAGGAGAGGAUGGCUGCAAAGCUCUGAAAGAGUCCAUGGAAGGCAUGAACAUGGGCGACCUUCUAGGAUCACUCAGUGACGACGAGGGUGAGCCAGAAGAUGACGACGAGGACGAAGAUGAAGAUGAGGACGAGGAUGAGGAGGAAGUGGAUGAUGAGGAAAUCGACGAGGAAGAGGAAGAAGAGGAGGAGGAAGAGGAAAGCAGUGGCAUCAAGUUGUCCACCCCUACGUCAGCACCCCGGCCACCAGAUGUCUCUUCCUUCCUCAGCUUUCCAUCCCCAGACAAACUGCUCAAACUGGGGGCCAAGAGAGCGUUGCUGAUUGAGCAGCAGGUGGAUGUAUCAGAUGCUACAAAAACAGCUGAAGCCUUCCUCAAGAUUGCAUCUGUGUACAAGGAGGAGAAUAAUGAUGUUAAGAAUGCAGUUUUGGACAGCAUUGAUGCCCUUCUGAAGAAGGCUUUUGCCACUCCUUCCUUCCAAGGCUACAACUUUGUAUCAUCUUUGUUGAUUCUGCUUGGACUUAUCAAGAGUGAGGACAAGGUGAAGCCUGUGCUCGUGGUUCCCGGCCACCUCCACGCCUUGGAGCACGUUGUUCGACAGGACUACUUCCCCAAAGAGGAUGUGGCUGUGCUGCAGGCCUUCAUGUCCCGGUAAGGGCGUGACAGAAUGACCCAAUCAGCAGGCAUCAUGCAGAAACAACAAGGCCCUAGAUUCAUGUGGCAAUGCCAGAAAUAGCCUCCAGUCAACACUGCAGAGAGUCAGGUCUGAGGGCUGAGGACUGUGCAUACAGAGACGCACACACACACACACACAUAUGCACGCACACUGAACUUUGACAGACCACUGAUGGACCUUUUGGAAACCAGCACACGUGAGCUCAUAUUUGAAGCAGGUAAAGCAGAGCAGCACUUGAGAAGAACAGACUUCACUCAGACACACUUGGCAGUGUCACGGCUGUCCUUCACAAGCUCAACAACACACUUCUUUCUGAACUCUGAACUGGACUUGAAUUCAUUGUGUUUUGAAGUAGACGAUGCUCUUACGGUGUGGACUAACUGAAGUGCUUCAUGUACACUCAUAUGUAACCACAGGAAAGCACUGACAACUUCACGCUCUUUGUAUUCUGGUGAAUAGGAAAAAGCCUCAUUUCCCUCAUAACCUAAGAUCUGUGAGUUGUCUCCUGGUUAGAUUACACUUUAGUGCAAACCAGAAAAGCCCUGCCCAGAGUUGAUCUGAGCUGUUGUACAUUUUAUAUUUCAUAUCUACUAUUACUAUUCUAUUGUUUUAUAUUGAAUGUUUAUUAAAUUCGAUAAUAUGGUCAAACAAUGUUAUUAAAGUAUCUAUUGACUGAUGAAUACUAUCAAAAUAAGACUUUAUAGUACAAUAGAACAAUCAAAAGGGAUGAAGUUUAAAUGUAUAUCCUGCCUUUCAUGAGGCACAAGGUGGAGUGGUUUUGAAUUUGUGAAAAUAAAGCUGAUUUGAGUGUU